AUGAAUGUGCCCGUCCUGCUCCCGCUGAUUCAGACCCAGCACCAGCCGAGCACAUGUCCCGCCUGUGUCCGGCUCCUCCACCUCCUCCGCCACGCGCCCGCUCCAGAGCCGGAGCAGAGCCGCUCCAGAGCCGCUAGAGAGCCGGAGCAGAGCCGGAGAAGAGCCGCCCCAGAGCCGGAGCAGAGCCGCUCCAGAGCCGGAGCUUCCACAGUCAAACAGAAACACAAAUCCCAGGAUGUUUGUAGCAUGAAGCUCGCUGUGUGUCUGUGGAGCAUCUGCGCCUCUGCGCUGCGCUUUCUGCUGCGCCGAGGCUUUUGCACAAAAGUUUGUAGAGACUCACCAUUUCAGCAGAAACCCCGCGUCUCCAUCGGGAAUGUGCCACACUAUGGCAUUAAACGUUAUGGAAACCAGCAGGUGGUGGCACCAGGCCAUGUUACAGACGGAGCGUACUCGAGGUUUCAUCUUUUGGAGAGACCCGUCGGACACCACCUGCCCGCCUACAUGGUGCAUCUGUACCGGAAUUUCACUACCAACUUUUCCAGCCUGGUGGAUGCCAGUGAGCAGAGCGGAGCGAGGCGCGCGGACACGGUCAGGAGCGUCAUGGCGCAAAGCUUGACGUAUAAACAAACUGGCUGGAUCGUGACCUUUGACCUCCACACAUUACUGGCAGAUCAGCAAAUCCAAGCGGCCGAACUUCGAAUCCGAUUUCCCCGAAAUCAAAGCGUCUCCAACGUCACUGUGGACGUCUACCACCACCAAACCCGCCAGGGCCCAGCGCUCGCGGCCUCCAAGCCCCGUCCAGAGCCCCGUCUGGUGGGCACGCUCGACCACACCGCCCUGGUCUCUGGAGCUCACAGCUGGAGAGUCUACAACAUCACCUCUCCACUUUUGAACUGGCUACGAGACAAGAAAGCGAACAAAAUGAAACGCCGACGACUUAUGAAAAGGAAAAAUUCUGAAAAAUCCAAACGAGAAAUCGGAAUAGAUCCCGGAGUGAACGAUCGGGCGCUUUUGGUCAUAUUUUCACGCACCGAUUCAGAUGACGAGUCUAAACCGAAAGCUAGUUUACUCCACACAGCAGAACAGUCCAAGUUUUUGUCACCCGCAGAAAUCCGAAAAGCAAAACGACAUAAAAAGCGAAGGAGUAAGAGAGGACAGAGGGAGCACGGCGAGUGGAAGACGCCGCUGUGCAGACGAGUGGAUCUGCACGUGGAUUUUAACCUGAUUGGAUGGGGCUCCUGGAUCAUAUUCCCCAAAAGGUACAACGCCUACAGGUGUGAAGGGGCGUGUCCAGGUCCGCUAGGGGAACAUCUCAACCCGACCAACCACGCCUAUAUGCAGAGUCUCUUCACACAUUUCCACUCGGGCAGCAUCUCCUCUCCGUGCUGCGCGCCCACCAGAACCAGCCCCCUGAGCAUGUUGUAUUAUGAGAGCGGAGAGAUGUUAUUACGGCAUCAUGAAGACAUGAUUGUGGACGAGUGUGGAUGUCAGUAA
Periophthalmus magnuspinnatus is the source of this 1494-nucleotide messenger RNA. RefSeq names its product nodal-related 2 (gene ndr2). NCBI's taxonomy places the organism in Eukaryota, Metazoa, Chordata, Actinopteri, Gobiiformes, Gobiidae. The transcript has 5 exons. The record is from RefSeq and is a predicted model, not a curated record. Gene Ontology annotation, cellular component: extracellular region. Bases 1 to 1494 code for a protein of 497 amino acids. Gene Ontology annotation, biological process: BMP signaling pathway; SMAD protein signal transduction. Gene Ontology annotation, molecular function: type I activin receptor binding; cytokine activity; growth factor activity.